Molecule: messenger RNA, 1338 nt
Organism: Cottoperca gobio
Lineage: Eukaryota; Metazoa; Chordata; Actinopteri; Perciformes; Bovichtidae
Gene: hmox2a
Product: heme oxygenase 2a
Biological process (GO): heme catabolic process; heme oxidation; response to oxidative stress
Molecular function (GO): heme oxygenase (decyclizing) activity; heme binding
Source: RefSeq, a predicted model, not a curated record
CGCGCUGCUAUAUGAAGGCAGUAUUUUAAGAAGAUGACAACCAGCCAGAUGGAAACCAAGUUGACGUCACAGCCCAGAUCCAAUGGUAUGACGAAUGGAGGGGCAAGGAUUGUUGUGGAUGAUGAUGACGAAGUUCUUAGCCCCACCGACCUGUCCGAGAUGUUAGCUGAGGGGACCAAGGAGGCCCACGACAGAGCAGAGAACUGCCAGUUUGUUAAAGAUUUCCUCCGAGGCUGCAUCAAGAGGGAGCUGUUUAAGAGGGGCACAGCAGCUCUAUACUUCGUCUACAUGGCCAUAGAGGAGGAGAUUGAGAAGAAUAAGGACCAUCCUCACAUCGCCCCAAUCUAUUUCCCCGCAGAGCUGCAUCGGCGCGAGGCUCUGGCCCGGGACCUUGAGUACUUCUAUGGAGAGGACUGGGAGAGCCAGAUCAGCCUCUCUGCAGGCACCAAGCCUUACGUGGACCGCAUCCACGAGGUGGGACAGAAUGACCCGGUGCUGCUGGUGGCCCACUCCUACACCCGCUACAUGGGUGACCUCUCAGGUGGACAGAUCCUCAAGAAAGUGGCCCUGAGGGCACUGAAGCUCCCUUCAACAGGCGAGGGUCUCAACUUCUACCAGUUUGAAGGUAUCCACAGUCACAAGGGUUUCAAGCAGCUUUACCGAAGCAGGAUGAACGAGCUGGAAUUGGACGCUGAGACCAAAGGGAGGAUUGUCGACGAGUCCAACCGGGCCUUUGGUUUUAACAUGAUGGUUUUUACAGAGCUUGAAGAGAUUGGGAAGACCAUUAAAGAAGAAGUCCAAGAUGCAGGAUUUGGACACGGUCAUGCAGAGAUCAUGGAGGGAGGUGAUAUCAACAAGUGUCCCUACUAUGCAGCAAAAAUGGUUGCCAGUGGAAAUCCCACCUUCGCCUGCCAGUUAGCCAUGACGCUUCUCAGUCAUCCACCCUGUCAGAUGGCUCUGGCCGCCUGUGUGGCUUUCUUUGCUGGAUUCGCUGCCUGGUACCUUCUGUGAACGCUGACACACUCGUUCUGCUAUCAUCUCUGAGCAAAGAGCAGAGGACACUGUUGCAUACUAACAAACUUUAUUAUCUUCAGUUUCAAUCAUAUACCGUCGACAAGUAGCAAAAAAGAAAGUAGGAACUGAACAUGUUGAGAUAAGGUUUUGCAGCAAACAUUUGUAACAUUUUCUCAUUGACAUUUUGCGUUUUAAUAGCUGUUACGGUAUUAAUUUAUUCUUAUUUUCCCUCAUUUAUUUUCUAUGUGGAACAUACAUUUGUAGUGUGACUAGCAGUGAAACAUAAAGAGCCGACAGAGACGUUAUGAUGCAUUUGCUCUGUAU